This is a messenger RNA of Rhinichthys klamathensis goyatoka, 667 nucleotides long. It is a transcript of the gene ninj2, whose product is annotated as ninjurin 2. Bases 244 to 639 code for a protein of 131 amino acids. Gene Ontology annotation, cellular component: membrane. Gene Ontology annotation, biological process: tissue regeneration; cell adhesion. NCBI's taxonomy places the organism in Eukaryota, Metazoa, Chordata, Actinopteri, Cypriniformes, Leuciscidae. The record is from RefSeq and is a predicted model, not a curated record. The transcript has 3 exons.
GUGCUCAGUUUUGUUGUAAACCCAGUCCAGUGGGUUGGAGUGGCGCUGGACUUUAAAAAAAAAAAAGGAAAGAAGUGAAUAACGCACUUGUUUGUCUGGACGGCUGUCCUUGCUGUGUGCCAUGAAUUUCUUCAAAAGCUUUUGCCAACUUUCCCACUUUCCCCUUUCUAAGGAACUCGGAGCGUAUCUCGACUACGAUUCCUCCGCACAGGGCACAUCAACGACGGUCAUCCGGGACUCGCCAUGUCAGCAGCAAGAGGACGCACAGAUCGACCACAGCCCGCAGAACCUCUCAACUUGAACCACUAUGCCACUAAGAAGAGUAUAGCAGAGAGCAUGCUGGAUGUGGCGCUGUUGAUGGCGAACGCCUCUCAGCUGAAAGCCGUGCUGGAGCAGGGCCCUGAGUUCAAGUACUUCCUCACUGUCAUCAUCCUCAUCGCUGCGUCACUCUUCUUCCAAGUGCUCGCAGGCGCGCUCUUCGUCAACAUGGCACGCAAAAACCUCAAUGAUGUGGCCAAUCAGAGGAAGCUGGACAUAAUGAAUAAUGUGGCCACAGGGCUGGUGUUUCUCACCGUCAUCAUCAACAUCUUCAUCACCGCUUUCGGAGUGCAGAAGACAGGUCUCUAUCCUAAACAGUAGCCUGAACUGUCUGUAAGAUCCUUGGGGA